UUAGAUGGAUCGAUGUUUCCAUCGAUAUUUCUUCACCUCCAAUGAUUUGGUUUGUUAUAGAAAAUAAAUUUUCUUUUAACGAUAAUGUUCGUAACACCGGGCAAGCUAACUAUGCUACAUAAAGGACGUUUACCUAUUGGAUUUUUCCAUGUUAAGAGGACAGACGUUCAACCAUUUUGCUUCAGUGUCGCACUUGGAAAUUUUAUGGACUCUAACCGAAUUUCUCUUCCAAUUAAUGUGGACACUGCUAAGACAACUCGAUUCUCUUCCACUGUGACUCGGGCACAUUCCUAUAUAUCAAGCAUUAAUAUCACCACCUACAACAGUUUCAAUGCAGUGCUAGGCAGCUUAAGUUUUUGCAAAGAUCCCCUUGUACAGUCCUAUGAUUUCUUUGGUUUGAUCAGUUUAAGCUCGGCGAUGCGAAGCAAUGUGCCAAUGCCGUUCAGAGGGUUAAACAAGUUUUCACAUCUGAAAAUGCCCGGCGGGCAGUGUUCGGAGGAAUAUAAAUUUAUAGCACAAAACUUGGAAUUCUCGCACAAUAGUGGCCUUCGCAAUUGUUUACAAGCGGAUAGGGCGACCUAUCAGAACGCCUUUCUCGAUAGUAAUGGCAAAGGUUUCACCAAGCGGCGAUCUUAUAGCACGCAAUCAACGCCUCCGAACUCUCCUACAACUAAAUCUGCCCAAUCGAACUGGAUUUCCAAAGAAUCAUUUGUAAAACUGAAUAAAAGAGAACGGCUCAAGAAAGCGUUUAAGAAAUAUGGAGCUUCAAUUGUGGCCUUCCAUGUAGGGAUGUCAUUGAUUUCGCUUGGAAGUUUCUAUGUACUCAUAUCUAGUGGAAUAAACUUAGUUCCCGUUAUGGAAUUUUUUGGUAUCGCGUCACCCACAAUUGCGGAGAAGGUGGCCACAGGAAGUACGUUUGUUGUGGCCUACGCCGUUCACAAAGUAUUUGCUCCUGCAAGAGUUAGUAUCACAUUGGCUGCCAUACCGUUUAUUAUACGCUAUCUACGAUCUAAAGGGGUUAAAAUUCCGAAGACCAAGAACAACAUCUAGUGUAAUAUAAUGACUUCGAUCAUUCACAAUAAGAUCCAUAUAAGUUAAAAACAUAAUUUUUGAAUAAAGUACUAUGUUUUGUUAAACAUACAUUUUUAGUACAUGCAUGCAUAAA
Drosophila suzukii is the source of this 1165-nucleotide messenger RNA. The record is from RefSeq and is a predicted model, not a curated record. Lineage: Eukaryota; Metazoa; Arthropoda; Insecta; Diptera; Drosophilidae.